Cicer arietinum (chickpea) is the source of this 2950-nucleotide messenger RNA. RefSeq names its product zinc finger CCCH domain-containing protein 13-like. Lineage: Eukaryota; Viridiplantae; Streptophyta; Magnoliopsida; Fabales; Fabaceae. The record is from RefSeq and is a predicted model, not a curated record. Gene Ontology annotation, molecular function: metal ion binding.
CAACACCACCAGCAUCGACGCAACGUUAGGGUUAUUAUAUCUUCUUCCUCGCGGUGGAAUAAUUGAACACUGUUUCUGAUUUAUUGUCUAUUGAAUCGUUAAUUGAUACUCACUUAAAGUCGAAGAUGGUUGAACGUAAGCAAUUCAAAACGAGGUUAUGUGUUCUUUAUCAGAGAGGUCGCUGUAAUCGCCAUAACUGUAACUUUGCACAUGGGAAUGCUGAACUUCGACGAUUCUCUUCCUCCUAUAAUGAUAUAGAUGGCUGUAGAUAUGUCCUUGGACUGUUUGUAGCCCACUAGUCCUGUGUCUGUGCGUGUGUGUAUUGUCAAUACUACAUAAGCUGGCCUAUUAUUCAUGAUAUUAAGCUGUUUAAACGAUUGGGAGUCUGAGUUACAUUUCUUAUUUUUGAUAACAUUCUUAACCUGCAUGGGGAAAAUUGACUAUUAAAAAACGAAGCAUUGCAUGAAGAAAAUAUAUGAAAGGAUAAAAAUGUGAGGAAAUAAAUUAUAUAUCAGCAUCUUCUGUAAACUAACUGUUUAAAUGCCAGCUUGUUUAGUCGACACACUGUUAUUCCAUUUAUUUAGCUGGAUUCAAUACUCUUAAAACACCGAGGAUCUGGAUACUUAUCAAAUAAUAUGGUCCAUAUGUCCGUUGAUUAUGUGUUAGCAGAUACCAAAGCAUUCAUAUGCAAUAACACAUAGCAUGUGGGAUUAAUGUCGGAUUAAUAUAUUCAUUUCAAUGAUGGGACGUCUGUCCACGUUAUCUUGUAGACUGUUGCAUUUCCAGCAGUACGGAUAUUUCAUUUAAUUGGGAGGGAUUCUUCACAAUGGAUUCUUCUGAUUGGUUUAUCUUAGAGGCAAUGCCGGUGUUGUUCACGACAUUAUAUUUUCUUCGCAAUGUUUUAUAUGCUUUGUUCCAUGAAUCUGUGGAACUACAGUGUUUCCUGAAGGAUCAUAAUCAGGCUUACAUGGAUGUAUCUGCUAGCAUCUUAUUUUGAUCAGAAGUGAGUUCAGUGCAUUUCCCAAUCAUUUUAUAUACAUAUUCAACUACAUAAGUGUAUGGAUCUUAUGAUAUUCCUUUUGGCUGUUACUUCUGGAUAUGCCAUGGCUACGUGGGCAAAGGCAAAAUCUAAUUAUUAAUGAAGAUGAUAGCAGGAGAAAUCAAAUCUGAUAGCUUAUGGAUGGAUUUUUAUUUCUUAAGCAUCUUGGAUAUGACUCUCCAUUUGUGAUUAAAUAUUAUAUCGUACUUCUCAACAAGAUGAGGAUGUGAACUGUUCUUAAUCCAUUGCUACCUUGUUUACACUUCAAAGAUAUAAGCUACAUACAUGGGGUUUUACUAUAUCUGUCAUAAAUAUGGGGGGUGAUAUUCUGUAUCGCCUUUUUUGCUCUUACAUGGGAAGCACUAAUACUAUUCAUUAUUAUGUUUCUCUUGUUAUUCUCGUUAAUGGCAGGAGAGAUUAUUUAGGUAAUGACUUGAGGGAUAAACUUGAUAGAAGGCAUUUAUCACCUCCAAGAUAUUCACCAGCUCGAGAUGCAAGAGAAUACAGUCCACUGAGGUCUCCGGAGAAAAAAAGUGACAGAAGACAUAGGAGAAAACACGACAUCAGUGGCCAUAGUGAUAUUUCUGGAAGUUUGAAAGUCUCUGAAAGAAUUAAUGAUCAAGUUAAAGAGGGAAAAUUGCUUCCCUCUGGUUCUAGGAAUACUCUUGAGGAGCAGCUGAAGAAAGUACAUUCCGAUAUCAACACUCUUGAGAACCGAAAAUUCCAACUAGCGGUCUACCUAGAUGAGAGUGUUCAAGAAGAGGAUAGCCUAAAUUCUAGAAUUGAGGAACUUGAGGCUCAAUUAAACAAGGAGAAUGAGGAGUGUAAAAGAGUUACUUCAAGAAUAAGAAAGUUUGUUCGAAUGCACAAUCAAAAUUUGGAGUUGCAAGAUGAACUGAAGAGAUCACAGGUCCGACUUGAAAGGUUUGGAGUUCAACUUGUCUCAGACAUUUCUAGAAUUGGUGCUAAUGAGGAAGAUUUAAGCGUUGAUAUCGUAAGCAAUGGUGAGAAUAUUGGUCUUCCUCCAAUCAUCAAACAUAAUUUGGAGCAGAAUGGCAGAUCUCCCUGCAGAAAAAGGCUGCAUGUGGAACAAGAUUCUGUGGAAGAGCUAAAACAAGGUAAUAAAUCUAAAGUAGGGCAUUUAGUUGAAACAGCAAGAACCAGUAAGCGUACUCGAUGGAAUUUGUCUGCUCAAUCAAAUAACAAGGGUUACGAAGAGGCCCCAGACAAUGGAAUUGAAGUUACUAGGCACCAAGAUCUUGAAGGAAAAAAGCAUAAGAAAGGAAUAUGGAAUUCUUCUAACAACAUUCAUUCAGAAAAGCUGAAGGAAUCCAGGAUCGAAGUGCCAUCAACCAGUAUGGCAGCUCAUGUGUUUGAAGAGGAAGUUGAGAUUGAACAUGAUAACGGAAAUGAUAUCAAAGAAACUUCAAACACUGAAAAUGACAACGGAGUGGUAUUCCAGGUGAAGGGCACACCUUUUAUGCUUCCCACAGAUUUGAUUCCCCAUAGCAAUUAUUCGCAGUAUGAGGGUAAAGACGAGAAUGUGGAUGUGGGUGGUCCUGAUGAAGAGGCAGCAGGAGCACAUGUGGACAUAGUGGUCUAAUUAAUAUUUGCCAUUUCUAACUUUCUGUUUGUGUGGUUCAAAAGUAGUAUAUUGAAAGCGUUAAUAUCAUAAACAUAGAUUUUCAAAUAGAAUAGGAUGCAAAAUAGUGGAACAAGAAACAAAUGACUUUAGUAAUCUUUGCAUGUAUGUAAUGAUGCAUUCGGUGUUGGUGGAUAUUAAUUUGUUUUAGUAAUGCCUAAGAAUGAAUGCCAUAUUUGUGGCGGUGCCUAAGCUGAGUGUCUGUUGACUCUAUGGUGUAAUGAAGUUAAGACUAGGGUGAAUUGAAGUUAUCACUGAUUACACUAUAA